Molecule: messenger RNA, 1662 nt
Organism: Haemonchus placei
Lineage: Eukaryota; Metazoa; Nematoda; Chromadorea; Rhabditida; Trichostrongylidae
Source: the annotation of a GenBank genome assembly
GUGAGUAAUUCUUUACUGGAAAGGAUUUUUCAUUCCUUUUACAGAAAUGCCGCACUUUCGACUGCCGCUGCUGCCAAACCACAAGAGAAGCAAGAGAAGGGACCGGUUGUAAGUCUUUCGUUCAUCAUGAAUCUUUUCCGUGGACAAGCUGUCACUGAACAGAUUUUCCCCUAUCCACUGAAGUUGGACGACGAUCAGCGUGAAACCCUUCAUAUGUUCAUCACUCCCACCGAAAAGUUCUUCGAGACAGUGAACGACGUUGUGAAAAACGACGAAACUAUGGAGAUUCCAAUGGAAGUGUUGAAGCAAUUCGGUGAACUUGGAGGCUUUGGUGCAGUGGUACCGCCAGAAUACGAAGGAGCUGGUUUGUGCAACAGUCAGAUGGCGAAACUCGCAGAAACCAUUGGCGCCCACGAUCUAGGAUUUGGCGUCGUGAUGGGCGCCCAUCAGUCGAUCGGCUACAAGGGCAUCCUUCUUUACGGCACUGAAGAGCAAAAGAGCAAGUAUCUACCAGAUCUAGCGACGGGACGCAAAUUUGCAGCGUUUUGUCUCACUGAACCAGGAAGUGGAUCUGAUGCUAAUUCGAUCAAAACUCGUGCUGAAAAGUCGCCAGAUGGCAAGCACUACAUCCUGAACGGCGGCAAACUCUGGAUCAGUAACGGUGGCUUCGCUGACGUCUUUACCGUUUUCGCUCAGACUCCAGUAAAGACGCCAGAUGGAAGCACGAAAGACAAAGUGUCGGCGUUCAUCGUUGAACGAGCCUUUGGUGGUGUGACCAGUGGGCCGCAGGAGAAGAAAAUGGGCAUCAAAGGAUCGAACACCACCGAAGUACACUUCGAUAAUGUUAAGGUUCCCGUCGAGAAUUUGCUCGGAAAGGAAGGUGAAGGAUUCAAAGUGGCGAUGAACAUUCUGAACAACGGCCGUUUCGGUAUUCCUGCAAUGUGCACCGGUGCAAUGAAGUACUGCAUACAGAAGACGGUUGAUCACGUAACGAGUCGUGUACAAUUCGGUCAAACCUUACAGGAGUUCUUCAAUGUCCAGGAGAAGCUCACAAACAUGGUUGCCCGACACUAUGCCACCGAAUCGGUUCUCUAUCUACUAGCUUCGAAUAUGGAUCGUGGUAUUAAGGAUUACCAGUUAGAGGCGGCCAUUGGAAAAGUCGCCGCAUCGGAAAACGCCUGGUGGGUAUGUGAUGAGGCGAUUCAGCUGCAUGGUGGCAUGGGAUUCAUGAAGGAUUGUGGUCUGGAACGAGUUAUGAGGGAUCUACGAAUCUUCAGAAUCUUUGAAGGUGCUAAUGACGUUAUGCGACUAUUUGUGGCUUUGACCGGAGCCCAACAUGCUGGAAAACAUUUACAGAAGAUGGCUAAGGAUAUCAAAUCCGGCAGUAUUGGAACGCUCCUUGGACAGGUGGUGAAAAAAGCAACAGGUGGCAGCACUGGUGCUGACUUUUCGAGCGUAGUAGAACCAGCUCUCAAAGAGUCAUCUUCGAAGUUAGACGAAUGCAUAAAAGAGUUCGGCAAGACAGUAGAGAGUCUACUAAUGAAGUACAAGAAAGGAAUCAUCGAUAGGCAGUACGAGCUGAUUCGAGUAGCAGACGCGGCAAUCGAUAUCUAUUGUAUGAUAGCAACAAUUUCCAGGUUCGUAAAUAUACAAAGAACAUAA